Molecule: messenger RNA, 1257 nt
Organism: Didymella exigua CBS 183.55
Lineage: Eukaryota; Fungi; Ascomycota; Dothideomycetes; Pleosporales; Didymellaceae
Exons: 3
Coding region: 1-1257 (418 amino acids)
Biological process (GO): protein N-linked glycosylation
Cellular component (GO): Golgi membrane
Molecular function (GO): glycosyltransferase activity
Source: RefSeq, a predicted model, not a curated record
AUGCUGGCUACUCAGCGGUACUACUCCCUGGCACUUGCUGUCUUUCUUGUCACUGUAUCUUUUUCGUUUUUCCUCUUCCACAGAGAGUCAGUAAUAUACAAUGAGCUGGUCCGGUCGCCAUACAGGCAUGACACAACCGCCGCUAUCGAGCCCACUAUAAUCAAGCCCACUAUACGCGAUGCUAUCGUCACACUCUUCGAUUCCAUACGGAUCGACCCUGCCGAUCCUGGAUACCGAGACUCGACCGGAAAAUACUUCGCAGGCGGAAGCAAGACAACAUGGACCGAACCCUUGAAGAAGAAGGUCCUUGUUCUAGACAUCGACACUCGUGUCCCAAUCGGCUCGAACGAAAUCCUCAACCCUGGUACGCUCGACUGGGACUCUCUCGAUAUGAGUGGCGGCCAGCUGGUCUCCAACGCCGUCAUGAACCACUAUCUGUACGCUCAGAUCCACGGCUACGACUACAAGCUCUACUCGGCCCAGUCCAUCCCCGACCACUACAACACCUGGAUCAUGCCUCACGUAUUUCACGAGCUGGUCCCGGACUACGACUUUGUUGUCGCCAUGGACGCCGACGUCACAGUCUCGCAUCUCGAGGUCCCUCUCGAAUGGAUGUUCAACCGCUGGGGCGUAACACGCAAAACCUCCAUGGCGUUGCCCUGGGACACGGAAGAAUUCCACGACAACAAAUCCAUCAGCACCGACAGCUACGACCUGCGCGUCCUCAACACCGGCUUCGUCGUUGCGCAGAAUCUGCCGCUGACAAUGUCCAUACUCGCCGCGUGGAAAGACUGCACGACCGAGACACGGUAUCCCGGGUGUGGAAAGUGGAAACAGAGGUGGAGCCACGAGCAGCGCGCGUUCAGCGAGUACAUACGACACGACCCGGAGUUCAACGUCUCGGCUGAGGCUAUCGUGGGUAUCAGCUGUGACGACGCGGUCGGCUGGCCGGGGUUCAAGGAAGACGUGCAUCGCGAUUAUCCGAUUACAGAGUGCAACGGGAAUUUCUUCAGACAUCAUACGCUGGAGAAGAGCAAGACGAAGGAGAGCAGUGCGGGGAGUGUUAUGCAGGCGCUGAGCCGGAUUCUGCAGGUAGCCGUGCAGCAGAAUCUGAGGGAAGUGUGGUAUCAGGAGCCAGAACAGAAGGAGCCGGAGAAGGAGGUGGGAAAUGUGGAGAAUGUCGAAGAUGAAGAGGAGGGGCAAGACGACGAAGCCGAUACUGAUAUGCGCAGCUUACUGAUAGAACACGUUAACUAA